Messenger RNA from Penicillium verrucosum, 420 nucleotides. RefSeq lists its product as uncharacterized. The transcript has a single exon. The coding region runs from base 1 to 420 and encodes 139 amino acids. The record is from RefSeq and is a predicted model, not a curated record. NCBI's taxonomy places the organism in Eukaryota, Fungi, Ascomycota, Eurotiomycetes, Eurotiales, Aspergillaceae.
AUGAAAGGCGCUCUGCAAUUGGCAUUUUUGGUGGUUCUGGUAUAUUCAUCACUAGCUGAGAUUGGCGCCACCAGGAUUGCGCGUCAUCUGCAAACCAAAGCUCAUGGCCAUAUCUCUGUGGACCAAGUCUUGGAUAACCGAACUCGGAGCCUAGCAAUUAUCCGUGCCACAUUACAAAUCACCCCAGAAUGCCGUCUCAAGGGCCUGGAUUGGGUCAAGAUGGGACUACUUCCUCCAAUGCAGGUUUUUCAGAAGAUGCAGGAACUAUUGAGAGAGGUUUCAAACAUCGACCAAAGUAUAGUUCAUCCUGGAGCGGCGGUGAAAGAAAAAUGUGACAACUUCCUCAAUGGUGUGGAUCCCGCUGAGCAGAUGUUGGCUAAAAGGAUAGUUAACGAAGUGGCGGAGACACUGGGGUUUUAG